This is a messenger RNA of Diversispora eburnea, 3615 nucleotides long. The record is from the annotation of a GenBank genome assembly. Lineage: Eukaryota; Fungi; Glomeromycota; Glomeromycetes; Diversisporales; Diversisporaceae.
GGUAUAUAUUUAUCACCAGAAUUAAAAGCAUCAUUAUAUGAACGUUUUAUGUUUUCUUGGGUUAAUCCAUUAAUUAGCAAAGGAUUUCGAAAAACAUUAGAGAAAGAUGACGUUUUCGAAUUACCAUAUUUUCUUAAAGCAAAAUAUGUAGUUAAUUCGUUUCAUAAAACCCAACGACCAUCAUAUUCAUUUCUUAAAUCAUUAUUCUUAGUGUUACGUAAAGAUAUCAUUAUUCAAUUUUUCUAUUCAAUAGCAUGGUCAAUUAUUACAGCAUUGGGACCUCCAUAUGCUCUUAAAAAAAUCCUAUUGUAUGUACAAAAUUAUCCCAAUAAUGAAAUGUCACAAAUGACAGCUUAUAUGUAUGUCUUUGGUUUAUUUUUGGGAGUCGUUAUACCUUCUUUUUGUUUUCAACAAGCUUUAAUUAUUGGAAGACAAAUUGGAGCAAUAAUAAUUGGUGAAAUAUAUCUUAAAUCUUUAUCAAGAAAAGAUACAUCCGGUGUUACUAAUGAUGAAGAAUCCAAGAAUAAAACCGGAAAAAUUACAAAUCUUAUGGCAGUGGAUACAACCAAAAUUUCCGAAAUAUCAGCAUAUAUUUUUUAUAUUUAUAGUUUUCCUAUACAGAUCAUUCUUUCAAUCAUAUUUUUAUAUGAUUUACUUGGAAUUUCCGCACUUGCUGGAGUAUUAACAAUCAUUAUAACUUAUCCUCUACCCGCUUUGAUUAAUCAACGUUUUGCAACUAUUCAGAAACGACUUAUGGAAGCAACUGAUAAACGUAUGAGUUUACUUCAAGCCAUUCGAAUCAUAAAAUUCUUUGCAUGGGAAAAUCAAUUUCGGACUAAAGUAAAUACUGCAAGAGAGAAUGAAUUAAAAGAACUUAAAAAUCGAUUAAUGCAAUGGGUUUAUAUGGGAAAUCUUUGGAUGAUGUUACCACUUCUUAUAAUGUUAUCGGAAUUGACAGCAACAAUUGCUUUCACAUCUCUCGCUUUAUUUAAUAAUCUUCGACAUGCUCUUGAUGAAAUUCCUGCUACAGUUAUUGCCUUUAUCCAAGAAUCCGAAAUCAAACGAUUAGAUACUCGACCAUCAAGUAUUAAUGAUCCAGAUAUAGGAUUUGUAGAUGCAACAUUUCAAUGGCCAGAUGGAAAUGAUUCAACAGAAGAUUUAUCUUCUCUCUCUUCUUCUUCCACCGAUUCUUCUGCCACUGCUACUGAUAAUAUUAUAACAAAUCCUUUAAAUAAAUUCACAUUAAAAAAUAUCAAUACCGCAUUUCCAAUUGGAGAAUUAUCAUUAAUUUGUGGACCAACGGGUUGUGGUAAAACAAGUUUAUUAAUGGCUUUAUUAGGUGAAAUGGAAUGUGUAAGUGGUCGAACCUUUUUACCUAGGAAUAAUAAUUUUGAAUUUUUAAAAAAUUUGGGAGGUGCUCCUAGUGGAAUUGCUUAUGUUGCUCAAACUGCAUGGAUACAAAAUGCAACAAUUCGAGAUAAUAUACUUUUCGGUCUUCCAUAUAAGGAAGAAAAGCUUAAUAAAGUUAUACAAGCAUGUGACCUUACCAGGGAUUUGGAAAUAUUCGAAUUUGGUGAUAAAACUGAAGUUGGAGAAAAAGGGAUCACACUUUCUGGUGGUCAGAAACAACGUAUAGCUUUAGCUAGAGCUGUUUAUUCUCAAGCUAAUGUUAUUAUUAUGGAUGAUUGUUUAUCUGCCGUCGAUUCACAUACUGCAAAACAUAUUUUUGAACAAUGUUUGAUGGGUGAUUUGAUGAAAAAUAGGACUCGCAUCUUAGUUACUCAUCAUGUAGGACUUUGUUUACGUGGGGCAUCUAAAGUUGUAGUCAUGCGGGAUGGUCAAAUAAUUGGUGAAGGUUCAGCUGAUAAAGUUUUAAAUGAAGAUGGUGAUGAUGUAAUUGAUGUUAAGAAAAAAGUGUGUAAUCAGAAUGAUGGAAAAUUAAUACUUGAUGAAACUAAAGCCGAAGGAACUGUUGAAUGGAAAGUUUAUAAAACUUACUUAAUAGCUUCGGGUGGAUUUAUAUUUUGGAUUGUGUUGAUUAUAAUGUUUAUCCUUAAUGAAGCAUUUCAAGUCGAUUGGUGGAUACGUGAAUGGACUAAAGCAUAUUCUGAUGUUGAUAUUGUUGCGUAUUAUAUGUUUAUGGGUUCUUUGGCUGCCUCUAAAAGUUUGCAUACCGCUAUUUUAGAGAAAAUUCUUUCGGCCAAAAUUAGAUUCUUUGAUACAACCCCCAUAGGGAGAAUUAUGAAUCGAUUUUCAAAAGAUAUGGAAACGAUCGAUCAAAAUUUAUCACCAGUGGCAAUGUUCCUACUUUAUUCAUGUAUCGCUACUGCUUCCGUGAUAUUUGUCAUUUCCGGUGUAAUGCCAAGUUUUUUAAUAGCCGGAGUUUUCAUUGCCGCUUUAUAUGUCGCAAUUGGUGCUUAUUAUAUUGCCACUUCUCGUGAUUUGAAACGGUUGGAAUCUAUUAGUAGAUCACCUAUAUAUGCUGUAUUUGGAGAGACAAUCAUCGGAGUAUCAACAAUUCGAGCAUUUGGGGCCGAAAAAAGGUUAAUGACUAAAAUGUUAAAUUUAGUGAAUGGUAAUAGUCAACCAUUCAUUUUCAAUUGGGCAUGUAAUCGUUGGUUACAUAUUCGAGUUGAUGUGGCAGGUGGACUUGUAAGUUUGGCUACUGGUAUUAUCGUUUUAUAUAGUCUUAAAACUGGAAUGGAUCCGGGUUUGGCUGGUUUCGCUCUUACCUAUGCUAUAAAUUUCACUGCGCAUGUUAUUUGGGUACUUCGAAUGUAUGCUGUACAAGAAAUGAAUAUGAAUUCAGUUGAAAGAGUUCAAGAAUAUUUAGCAUUAGAAGAGGAACCACCAAGAAUUAUUGAUUAUAAUAGACCACCCCCUAAUUGGCCACCAAAAGGAGAAAUUCAUGUGAAGGAUCUUGUAAUGCAAUAUGCUCCCGAUAAUCCCCCUGUAUUAAAAAAUAUUUCAUUUCAUAUUCGUCCUGCUGAAAAAGUUGGAAUUGUUGGAAGAACUGGAUCUGGAAAAUCUACAUUAGCCAUAUCAUUCUUUAGAUUUAUGGAACCAAUUUCUGGUCAAAUUAUUAUUGAUGAUGUAGAUAUUUCUACAAUUGGUCUCUUCGAUUUAAGAAGUAGACUUACUAUAAUACCUCAAGAUCCUGUUCUUUUCACUGGAACUUUAAGGAGUAAUUUAGAUUCAUUUGGAGAAUAUGAUGACGAAGAAUUAUGGAAUGCUUUAAGAAGAGCUCACUUGAUCGAAGGAGAUUCUUUAUUAUUAAAUCAAGAAAAUGGUAAUAAUUUUUCUCAAGGUCAAAGGCAAUUAAUUGCUCUGGCCAGAGCAUUGGUCCGAAAAUCGAAAUUAAUUAUAAUGGAUGAAGCUACGGCAAGUGUAGAUUUUAAGACGGAUCGAAUGAUUCAAGAAACCAUUCGUCAAGAAUUUAGUGAUGCCACUUUAUUAUGUAUUGCUCAUCAUUCAGGGAAAAUAGUUGAAUAUGAUCAUCCAUAUGUACUCUUGCAAAAAGAAGAUUCAGUCUUUAGAGGAAUGUGUGAUCGUAGUGGUGAAUUUGCAGAGUUAUUGGAAAUUUCUUCAAAAAAAUAUCAGAAUGAUAAAAAAUAA